CAGCCUACAUCGAAGGGAAAUUAAUCGUAUUGUUAGCCUAUGGCACUGUUGCGGCGGUAAAAUAUACCUAAUAGCCCAACAUUGAGACCAUGUUAAAACAGGACAACAGGGUAGGCUAACACAUCUGCCAACUUUUUAAGACACGCCACCACUACUACGACGCCAGCCAUCCAUGCCUCUCUAAAACGAGUCUGAGAUGAUAUAGGCCUACAGACUCUUUGGGAUAUUUCACUAAAAUUCCGCUUAGCCUAUGAAAGAAAUACGCAUAGAAGUUACACAACUCAAAACAGUCGCGGGACUGAUACUUUCAAACCAUUUCAUGUCUCGAUCUAAACUGCCUCCUGCGUUAUUACAAAGUCACAUCAUUUCCCUGUUUGUAUCCCUCCCCUUACCAAGUGUCAUAUGAAGGGACCUCCUCAUUUGGGUUCCAGGUUUUUACGUUGGCGAAUCACAUAGUGUUGGAAUCUAUUGCCUUUGUCUGACAAGUCAUCCAUCUCUAUGCAAGGGGGACUGUGCGGGGGAGGGGGGACUGCAGCUUUUAGAAACAGACACAUGAAGAGGGGUUUCAUUCUCAACUCAAGCUUCUAACAGGCACAUCCCAUUCCGGAGGAGAGGGGGACCGCAAACCACAAUCGGCGUGUCCAUGUUUUCCCUGUCAUCUUUACACAUACCUGAUCAUACUCGAGCGCUACCAAGUACGUUAACAAUCGAGGAAUUUUCUACUGCAGCUGCGGACGGGGACAGUUGAAGAGACAUUGCAUUCAAUCCUUAUUACUACUUUUAGUAGGCUAUGCUGUUGAAUGAUAUUUAGACCACGUCUUGCGAAUGUUGCUGCAAUGUUGUAGAGACAAGUGAUGGUCAUGACCAUACCCUGACAAAACCGUAAAUUUACGCCGAAGGAACUGAACAGCAAGAUCAACUUCUCGACAUUUUCAAGAAGUUACUUUGCGAGUUGCUGGAGGCAAACUCUUUCCAGACGGAUAGAUUUUUAAAUUUCUGCUCAAAGCUGCAUUACACAGGCGACACGGCGACCUCAGUCGACUACCUUUCCCUCCUUUGCUAUCCAAUGGAUAUUCAUUGCAAAGCAGACCCCUUCUCGGCGAUGCACCUAUCCCAUAUAGGGCAUGGGGGUGUAAACCAGCUAGGGGGGGUGUUUGUGAAUGGCAGACCCCUACCUGAUGUUGUGAGGCAAAGAAUUGUGGAGCUGGCGCACCAAGGGGUCAGACCUUGUGACAUCUCCAGACAACUCCGGGUCAGCCAUGGUUGUGUCAGCAAAAUCCUUGGCAGAUACUAUGAGACCGGCAGUAUUAAACCCGGAGUUAUCGGGGGCUCUAAACCAAAAGUGGCAACUCCCAAAGUUGUGGACAAAAUUGCAGACUACAAACGGCAAAAUCCAACAAUGUUUGCCUGGGAAAUACGGGAUCGACUUUUGGCCGAGGGUGUCUGCGACAAUGACACUGUACCUAGUGUGUCAUCCAUCAACAGGAUUAUACGGACCAAAGUUCAGCAGCCUUUUCAUACAUCGCCGGACGGAACAGGAACUCCCCUCAGCACCGCAGGCCACACCAUAGUCCCCAGCACUGCCUCACCCCCAGUGUCCAGUGCCUCGAAUGACCCAGUCGGCUCCUACUCUAUCAAUGGCAUUCUGGGAAUCCCCCGUUCCAACGGAGAAAAGAGAAAACGAGAGGAUGUUCUCUGGAGUGGCAACCUGGAUGGGAGGAAAAUAGGAUAUUAUGGUUCUGAUGGGUCGGGGCCAAACAGCGAUUCUCAGGGCAGCGUGGAGAGUUUACGGAAGCACCUGAGGGCGGACGCGUUCACCCAACAGCAGCUGGAGGCUCUGGACCGGGUGUUUGAGCGGCCAUCUUACCCAGACGUCUUCCCCUCAUCGGAGCACGUCAAACCAGAGCAGGCUAACGAAUACUCACUACCAGCACUGAACCCCGGACUGGACGAGGUCAAGCCCAGUCUGUCGACCAGCGCCAGCUCUGACCUGGGCUCCAGUGUGUCACAAAGCUACCCUGUAGUGACAGGUCGUGACAUGGCGAGCACCACUUUACCGGGAUACCCUCCCCAUGUACCCCCCACCGGCCAGGGCAGCUACCCCACUUCAACCCUUGCUGGAAUGGUGCCUGGAAGUGAUUUUUCUGGAAAUCCGUACUCCCAUCCACAGUAUACAACAUACAAUGAAGCAUGGCGGUUCAGCAAUCCAGCAUUACUAAGUUCCCCUUAUUAUUAUAGUGCCGCAUCCCGGGGCUCCGCGCCGCCCACUGCUGCCACUGCGUAUGACCGCCACUAGUUACCAUGGAAACCAAAUCAAACUGAAGGACCAUGGCGGAGGCCUCCAUAUCGCACCAGUCUGAAUGGUGUUAAAGACAAAGACAAUGGCUCCAAAAGUAACCAGUUCAAGGGGGAAACCGCUGGAUCAAGGGGAUCAGCUGAUGAUGGAGAUCCACACCCACUGAAGUCCCCUCCCCGGACCUGCAGAGCACUCAAAACAUCAGGCGCCGUUCUCGUUUUCAACGAAGACCUGACGAUUUCCACAGGGAACUUUGAAAGAGUAUAUAAAUAUAUAUAUAUAUAUAUAUAUAUAUAUAAAUAUAUAUAUAUAUAAAACACACUAUAAGAAAAAGUGAAGACAGUGUGAAGAUUACAAAGUAACAAUUGAUGUGUUUUUAAAUGGUUUUCUUUGCUAUUUCUUCUCAUGAAUCAACACAUUCCUGACCAUGACUAACAUCAACUUAUCGAUGCUUAUUGAGGCCUGUGCCGGCUCAUGCCAAUGUCCCACUACUAUAUGAAGAACCCCACACAGUACCCCACAGCAGUCAUAUGCCAGAACAGUACAGAGACAGUAACUUACAGGGCUGCACACAUGUACUGCUCUCACCGUGCCCAUGCAGAAAAACACAAUGUGCAAGUGUGAGUCUGAAACAACGGACAUGAACUUUCUGUGAUACACAAU
This is a messenger RNA of Alosa alosa (allis shad), 2959 nucleotides long. It is a transcript of the gene pax2a, whose product is annotated as paired box 2a. Gene Ontology annotation, biological process: regulation of transcription by RNA polymerase II; anatomical structure development. The transcript has 11 exons. Lineage: Eukaryota; Metazoa; Chordata; Actinopteri; Clupeiformes; Clupeidae. Gene Ontology annotation, molecular function: DNA-binding transcription factor activity, RNA polymerase II-specific; RNA polymerase II cis-regulatory region sequence-specific DNA binding. The record is from RefSeq and is a predicted model, not a curated record. The coding region runs from base 1067 to 2296 and encodes 409 amino acids.